Wasmannia auropunctata (little fire ant) is the source of this 984-nucleotide messenger RNA. RefSeq names its product S-adenosylmethionine mitochondrial carrier protein-like. The transcript has 6 exons. Gene Ontology annotation, molecular function: S-adenosyl-L-methionine transmembrane transporter activity. Gene Ontology annotation, cellular component: mitochondrial inner membrane. The coding region runs from base 23 to 847 and encodes 274 amino acids. The record is from RefSeq and is a predicted model, not a curated record. Lineage: Eukaryota; Metazoa; Arthropoda; Insecta; Hymenoptera; Formicidae.
CGGAGCGUAACGCGGCGAGGAGAUGCUUCACGAGCGAGAGGGGUCCGCGGCGAGUCUCUCGAAGGGAGAUGUCCUGCUCACAUCGUUUGUCUCAGGUGCUCUUGCAGGGAUGGUUUGUGACGUGACACUUUUCCCAUUGGACACCCUGAAAACGCGCUUGCAGAGCCAACAUGGGUUCUUCCAAUCCGGCGGUUUCAGGCAGCUGUACAAGGGCAUAGGCCCUGUAGUACUGGGUUCAGCUCCGUCAGCUGCUAUAUUUUUUAUCACUUACGAAGGAAUAAAACAGUAUUCGCAGCCGUAUGUACCAAAUCAGUAUCACUCCAUUAUACACAUGGUCGCAGCGUCGUCUUCUGAAAUAACUGCUUGCUUGAUUCGGGUGCCAGUCGAGGUAAUUAAACAGAGGAAACAGGCGCUUUUGUCCGACCCGCAUCGGCUGAGAUUAAGAACAUUGUACCGCGGUUAUGGAAGCACCGUCCUUCGGGAUCUGCCGUUCGGCGGGAUCCAGAUGCCGUUGUGGGAGUACUUCAAGCUUUGUUGGAACCUACAAGUACAGCGGGAAUGCACGCCCCUGGAAGGUGCCGCUUGUGGAGCCACGUCAGUUGCUAUAUCAGCCGCCGUAACGACACCGCUAGACGUUGCAAAGACCAGGAUUAUGUUGUCCAGCACGUCGGCGGAAAAGGAGGAAGUUAAGAUAUCGACAAUGUUGAAAGAGGUUCACAGAGUCCACGGUAUUAAAGGGUUGUUCGCUGGUUUUCUCCCGAGAGUAACUGGUUUUACUAUUGGCGGCUUUAUAUUUUUUGGUGUUUACGAGCAAGCCAGAGAACUUUGUAUAGUCUACUUUUCGUAGUUCCUGAUAAAUAAAUUAGAAAAAUUUAAAUUAAUCAUUCACGUGAAUAUGUUCUAAUUGAAUUUUCUAACUCAUUGUUAGACUCAAUGUCCUAUUGGAGUACUUAAAGGUAAUUAAUAAAAUUGAUGGACAUUAAA